This is a messenger RNA of Pediculus humanus corporis (human body louse), 440 nucleotides long. RefSeq names its product beta-arrestin 1, putative. Lineage: Eukaryota; Metazoa; Arthropoda; Insecta; Psocodea; Pediculidae. The annotation marks the transcript as partial. Gene Ontology annotation, cellular component: cytoplasm. The transcript is spliced from 3 exons. The record is from RefSeq and is a predicted model, not a curated record. Gene Ontology annotation, molecular function: G protein-coupled receptor binding. Gene Ontology annotation, biological process: G protein-coupled receptor internalization; signal transduction.
AAUUCGGUCCGUUUGGCCAUACGGAAAAAUAAUGUACGCUCCCAGCAAACAGGGAGAACAACCUAGCAUCGAAGUUUCAAAAGAAUUCGUCAUGAGCCCGAAUAAACUUCACCUGGAAGCUUCUCUGGAUAAAGCUUUGUAUCAUCACGGGGAAAACAUAGCCGUGAACGUACACAUUGCCAACAAUUCCAAUAGAACGGUUAAAAAAAUCAAAGUGUCCGUUAGACAAUUUGCAGACAUAUGUCUUUUUUCAACGGCUCAGUAUAAAUGCACGGUUGCGGAAACGGAAAGCGAUGCCGGAUGUCCCGUCGGACCUGGAUUCACGCUUUCGAAAGUUUAUUCUAUACGUCCGAGCCUUGAAAAUAACAAAGAUAAAAGAGGAUUAGCUCUAGAUGGUCAACUUAAACACGAAGACACGAAUCUUGCUUCGAGCACAAUGU